CUCCUCCCGGCAGCCCCGGCCGGCAUGGCGGCGCCCAGCGCUUAGCUUCGCACGUGUGAUCCGCGCUGCGGGCUUAAAGCCGCCACCAUGAAGGGCAAAUCCUCGGCCCACAAGUCGGGGAACACGCACCGGUUUCUUACCUUCUCGGAGCGCUUAAGUAAUGUUAACAUCGAUAUUAUUCAUCGGAUUGACAGAACUGGAAGCAGCGCUGAGGAGGUUGAAACUUACUUUUAUGAAGGACUGCAGAAAUGGAGGGAAUUGAACCUCACUCAGCAUUUUGUGCAGUUCUACAAAGAAGUGGCCAACAAAUGCCAGUCCUUCAACCAGCUGGUCUAUUACCAGGGUGCCAUUGUGCAGAGCUUGAAGAUACAUUUGCAAGUCAAAACCAGUCUUGCUUAUCAACCGUUAUUAGAUCUAGUGGUGCAGCUGGCUCGAGAUCUCCAGGCUGAUUUCUAUCCUCACUUCCAUGACUUCUUCGUGGCCAUCACCAAGUUGCUGGAUACACAGGACACAGAGCUGCUGGAAUGGGCUUUUACCUCUCUUUCCUAUCUCUACAAGUACUUGUGGAGAUUGAUGGUGAAGGAUAUAAGCAACAUAUAUAGCCUCUACAGCACCCUGCUGGCUCAUCACAAGCUUCACAUCAGAAACUUUGCUGCUGAAAGUUUUGUCUUUUUAAUGAGAAAGGUUUCUGAUAAAAAUGCCCUCUUCAACUUAAUGUUCCAUGACCUGGGGGAGCACCCCAAGAAGGUGGAAGGUGUGGGAAGGCUACUUUUUGAGAUGUGCAAGGGUGUUCGAAACAUGUUUCACUCUUGCACAGAGACGGCUCUAAAAUUAAUUCUGGUAAAGCUGGGACCUGUUACUGAAGAGGAAACUGAACUACCAUGGAUAACAAUUGGAGAAGCCUUUGAGCAGAUGAUCAGAUCAGCUGCAGUGCAUAUACAUAGGGAGCAUUUUGACAUUGUUUUCAAGUGCCUGAAGGAGUCACUCUUAAACUUGCAGAGCAAAAUAACUAAAGUCAAUUGCUGUGUGGCUUCAGAGCAGAUGGAAAGGGUUCUGCGAGCGUAUCUGAUCCUAGUGGAACAUGCAAAUGGAUCCAAAAUCUCACAGCCAGAAGAAGUCUGUCAGGUUUUAAUAAAAAUGUUACAGACACCAGAUCUCUCCUCAUCUUGCUGCAAGAUCCUGCUGAACACCAUUUCUGCUUUACUGCUGGCCGAGAACGUUCACUUACCUGACUCUUUGACCAAAGAAGCUAUUGAAAAGGUAUUAGGAAGUGGAAUUGAAUGGUGCUUUCUUUUGGACUUUUCUGAAGCAAUGUUCACAAUGAAGCAAUUUGAGAGGCACUUUCUUCCAUGCUUUCUAAAGUACAUUGAACAUUGCUUCUCUGGCACAGAUGCACUUAGAAAGGAUCAGGCAACAGCAGUUCUGGCUAAACUCAUUCUGGUGAAAGCAGAGCCUCCUACCGUUGGUUCAAUGGCAUUUGAAAAGUAUCCUCUUCUUUUCACUGAAUCAUCAUCCAUCAGCUCUAAUACAAGACAACAAACAAGUAAAAGACAAGGAGGAAGGGCAGAAGUACCAGUGCUUGAUUAUGUGCUGUCUCUAAUCCAGUUACGAGAGAACAAAGACAUCACUGACCUUUCACAGCCUUGGGUUGCCUUGGUUGUGCUGCCACAUAUUAGACCAAUGGACAAAGAAAUGAUCCUGCCCUGUGUGACAAGUUUUAUAGAUUCUCUGUUCACAGCCAUUGACAAAGGAGGCCUCUGCAAAGGGAGCUUGUUUGUGGCCUGCCAAGCUGUAAGUACUCUUCUCAGUUUGACAGAGUCUUCUGAAAUACUCCAUUUGUUGCCUGUGGAGCGUGUCAAGAACUUGGUGACCACUUUCCCUUCAGACCCAUCAGCAUUGCUGCUGGCUGAUCUCUAUUACACAAGACUGGCAUUGUGCGGCUGCCAGGAACCUCUUUCCCAAGGGAACCUAAUGGACUUGUUUGAGAAGUUGCAACCUAAUAUCUCCACUGGUAUUUCCAAGGUUCGACUCUUAACUGUCCGUAUUCUAAACCACUUUGAGACUCCACCUUCUACAGUAAUGGUGAGUGAUGGCACAGGGGACCUCCAGUCAGUAUUUGCCAUACUGCUCCAAGCAGAGCUUGUGCCAGCGACAGUGAAUGAUUACAGAGAGAAACUUCUCCAUUUGAGGAAAUUGAGAUGUGAUAUAGUGCUGUCCGCAAUACCAAGUGGAUCUUUGCAGGAGGUGCCUCUUCGGUAUUUACUGGGAAUGCUUUAUAUUAACUUCAGCCCUCUCUGGGAUCCUGUAAUUGAACUCAUAACUUCUCAUGCAAAGGAAAUGGAAAAUAAACAGUUCUGGAAGGUCUUUUAUGAACAUCUGGAGAGGGCUGCUGCCUAUGCUGAAAUGGAACUGCAAAAUGAAUUGGACGAACGGGAGGAAAACAUCGAUGAAACUGAAAGCAAGAAGAUACCAGAAGGAGGGGUGGGCACUGUCUUCCUGGAGCAGCUGGGGACAAGAACAGACUGCAGCGAGCGGUUGGACCACACAAACUUCCGCUUUCUGCUGUGGAAAGCGUUAGAGAAGUUCCCAGACAGGGUGGAGCCCAGGUCAAGGGAACUUUCCCCGCUUCUUCUGAGGUUCAUUAGAAAUGAAUACUACCCAGCAGAUUCGUUAGUGGCUCCAACUCAGGAUCUUAGGAAGAAAACUACUGGUACAGUCAUAGCAAAAGAAGUAUCAGGUGAAGAAGUUAACGAUGUUAAUAUGGAGGAGGAAGACGAGGAAGAAAAGGAAGAAGGAGAACCGAUUACUGUAGGGCUUCCAAAAAAGAAAACAAGAAGAGCUGCUGCUAAGCAACUGAUAGCUCACUUACAGGUUUUCUCUAAGUUCUCCAAUCCUCGUGCAUUGUAUCUGGAGCAGAAGCUAAAUGCAUUGUAUACCCAGUUACUGUCCCACCAAGACCAGAGUGUGCAGAGAAUAGCUCUUGACUGUAUCAUGACAUACAAGCAUCCUCAUCUACUGCCAUACAGGGAGAACUUGCAAAGACUGCUGGAGGACAAGAGCUUUAAAGAAGAAAUAGUCCAUUUCAGUAUUUCUGAGGAGAACACGAUCGUAAAAAUGGAGCAUCGACCACAUCUUGUCCCUGUUCUGAUGAGAAUUCUCUAUGGCAGGAUGAGAAACAAAACGGGGAACAAAACACAGGGCAAGUCUGCGGCAGCCACUCGCAUGUCCAUCGUUCUGCGGUUUCUGGCCGGCUCACUGCCAGAAGAGAUCCGGAUGUUCUUGGAUCUGCUCUUUGAAGCUGUGAAGCAAUUCAGCCAUGGGCCUUGCCAGACAGCAGUGCUUCGAAGUAUGUCAGAAUUGGAUUUAGCUAAAGUCCUGCCUCUUGGGCGUCAACACAGCCUCUUCAAUGGUCUCGAAGUUGUGUUGAAAAACAUGGGACAUUUGAUCAGUCAGUACUUGCCUGAAAUUCUACAAAUUCUACUCUGCAUGACAGCUGUGGUAUCCUGCAUUCUCCAGCAAAGAGAAAAGGUUCAGCCACGGUUGAUUAAUCCGCUGAAGAACUUGAGGCGCCUUGGACUCAAGCUUGUGGUUGAGUUUUUUUCUGAUCAUGAGACUUACAGUUUUAGUGUGGAAGAGAUUGAUGCAGUUUUCCAUGCAGUGGUAUGGCCUCAGGUUUGCAGGUUGGCUUCAGAGAGCCAGUAUUCUCCAACUUUUCUGCUCAAACUCAUUUACACUUGGAGUAAGAAUCCUAGGUAUUUCCCUCUACUGGCCAAGCAGUAUCCGGAUCGUCCAGAGUAUGAUAUACUGUCCAAUGUGUUUGCUGUCCUGUCAGCCAAGAAUCUGUCUGAGGCAACAUCCAAUCUUGUGAUGGACAUUGCUGAUAGCCUUCUCAACAGCCCCGAUUUUGAACCCACGGAGCAGGUUUCCAGUUUGAACGUGACUGACUGUGUUGUCCUGAACACUGGUGAAGUGACAGAAGAGUCCCUCAGCCUAGGUUGUCGCUUGGUCCUACCUCACGUUCCUGCCAUACUUCAGUACUUCAGCAAAACAAUGUUAAAUGUGGAGAAAAUGAAAAAGAAGAAGUACAGAGCCCAAGUCAGCAAAGAGCUGAGUAUACUCUCCAAGAUCAGCAAAUUUAUACAAGAAAAAAGUCAGAAUUCAGUGCUUGUGAGUCUCCUUCUUCCUUUCCUUCACCAGAGUAACAUUGAACAAGAUGCAGAGAUUGACAUUCUGGAGACAGUGCAGAACUUGCUGAGGCAUUGCUCAAACCCUGCAAGCUUUCUCAAACCUCUGGCAAAGCUAUUUUCUGUCAUCCAGAACAAACUGUCUCGACAGAAGUUGUGCUUGGUAUUUCAGACUUUAUCUGAUUUGGACAGUGAAUUGAAAUACAUUACAGAUGUUGUUAAGUUGAACGCCUUUGAUCAACGGCAUCUUGAUGAUAUCAACUUCGAUGUACGCCUGUCAGCGUUCCAGUCAAUCACUGCCCACAUCAAAGAAAUGCAAACAGUGGAUAUCAACUUCCUCAUCCCCGUUAUGCACAACUGCUUCUAUACCAUCCAGCUAGGAGAUAUGGCUCUUAGUGACAACGCAAGCCUUUGCCUCACCAGUUUUAUCCACCGCCUGGCAGAAAUUGACCACACAGAAGAUGACUACAAGGAGUUAAUCCAGCACACUCUUCUGGAGUCUCUGAGAAGGGGGCUGAAGAGUAAAACUGAGAGCAUCCAGCAAGACUACACGUCUUUGCUUUCCUGCCUCAUUCAGACAUUCCCAGCAAAUUUUGAAUUCCGGGAUUUGGUCCAGCUGACCAACUGCCACGAUCCUGACAUGGACUUCUUUGAGAACAUGAAACACAUGCAGAUCCACAGGAGGGCACGAGCUCUGAGGAGACUGGCUAAGCAGCUGACUGAGAAGAAACUUGUGCUGUCUUCCAAAUCCCUGCAGAACUACAUCAUGCCUUAUGCUACUACUGCCAUUUUUAGUGAAAAAAUGCUGAAGCAUGAAAAUAUGGUAACAGCCUCUGUUGAAGUUGUUGGAGCCAUCUGCCAGCAUCUCUCGUGGUCAGCAUACUUGUACCACUUAAAGCAUUUCAUCCACGUCCUGCAGACGGGGCAGAUCAGUCCCAAGUUGGGAGUCAGCUUGUUAGAAACAGUGCUGGAAGCCUUUCACUUUGACCAUGAAACACUGGAAAAACAGCUCAUGACCAUUGAGAACAAAGAAGCUGCUGCCAUGGAUCUUGAGCCAGAGGUAGAAGGUGAAGAAGCCAUGGAGCUGGAACAGAGUGAAGGGGAAGAGGAAGUGGUUGAGGAAGACAAGAAGGAGAAUAUCCCUGAAGAAACAGCAGAACCUGAGCUGGUUCUGCCUGAAAAGGCAGCUGAGACACCUGAAAACACUCAGCAAGUGGCAAAACCAGUUUCCUUCUUACCCCGAAAUAAAGAAGAGCUGGAGUGUCUGAUCAAACACAUUCAAGAUACAGUUAUAGUCAACAUUUUGCCUAAAUUGCACAGGUGCAUUGUUGCGAAGGUUAAGAGAGAUGAAGAACACAAGCUUGUGAAAUCCAGUGUUGUGAACGAUGAUGAGGUAGUCCGUGUGCCUUUGGCUUUUGCAAUGGUCAGGGUGAUGCAGUGUCUUCCCCAGGAAGUGAUGGAAGCCAACCUGCCAAGCAUCCUCCUGAAGGUCUGCUCAUUUCUGAGGAACAGAUUUCAGGAAAUCCGGGAUGUUGCUCGUAACACCCUCACUAAAAUCAUGGAAGUGUUGGGAGUGCAAUACCUUCUGUACGUUUUAAAAGAGAUGCAAUCAACUCUCAUCCAUGGAUACCAGCUCCAUGUGCUGACUUUCACUGUGAAUCUGCUACUGAAAGGUCUUACUACCAGGCUGAAUGCUGGUGAUUUGGACCCCUGCUUAGACAUCCUGAUUGAGAUUUUCAACCAAGAGCUGUUCGGGGAUGUAGCUGAAGAGAAGGAAGUAAAGGGAAUUGUCUCCAAGGUCAUGGAAGCACGCAAGAACAAGAGUUAUGAUUCCUAUGAAAUUCUUGGAAAAUAUAUAGGAAAGGGCCAGGUGACUAAACUUAUUCUGCCACUGAAAGAGAUUCUGGAGAGCACCACAAGCUUGAAGGUAGUCCGGAAGGUGCACGAGGCGCUGCGUCACAUCAUGGCAGGGCUGAUCUUCAACUCAGACAUGAAUGCUGAAUCUCUCCUCCUCCUCAGCCACGGUCUCAUCAGUGAAAACUUGCCUCUGCUCACUGAGAAGGCCAAAACAAAAGUUGCCCCUCCUCCAGAUCCUCGGCUGCAACCAGAGAGCUGCUUGCUGCUCCAACCCACACCCACAAGAGGGGGGCAGAAAGCCCCUGUCAGCAGAAGGACCAACACGUAUAUCUUGGUUGAAUCAGGACUUCGGCUGCUGCACAUGAGCCUGAAGAGAUCCAAAGUAAAUUCUUCCGAUGAACACGUUUUGGAAAUGUUAGACCCCUUUGUUCAGCUACUCAUAGACUGCCUGAAAUCCAUGGAUGUCAAGGUGAUAACUGGUGCUCUGCAGUCCUUAGUAUGGAUUUUAAAGUUUCCUUUGCCUUCUAUCAAUACAAAUCUGGAGUCGCUAAUCAAGCAGCUGUUCCUCUUGCUGAAAGAAUUUGCCAAGACAGGAGUAGCCAAAGGCCAGAAUUUCCACUUAGUUGUGAACUGUUUCAAAUCCGUAACAAUACUUGUGAAGAAUGCAAAGAGCCAAAUAACAAGCAAACAGCUCCAAGUGCUGCUUGGCUUUGCUGAAGAAGAUAUUUAUGAUUCAUCACGGCAAGCCACUGCCUUUGGCCUUCUAAAGGCUAUUUUAUCCAGGAAGCUGAUUGUCCCUGAGAUUGAUGAUGUGAUGCAGAAGGUUGCCCAGCUUGCCAUCACAGGCCAGAGUGAGCCAGUGCGGGUCCAGUGCAGGCAGAUUUACUUGAAGUAUAUUCUGGACUACCCCCUUGGUGACAAGCUAAAACCCAAUUUGGAUUUCAUGCUCGCACAGCUGGACUACGAGUAUGAAACUGGAAGAGAGUCUGCUCUGGAGAUGAUUGUGUACCUCCUUGACAUGUUUCCACAGGAGCUCCUCCACAAAUACUGUGGGCUGUUUUUCAUCUCCUUGUGUAUGAUGAUGAUAAACGAUGACUCGGCCAAGUGCAAAAAGAUGGCAGCUUUGACGUGCAAGUCUCUGCUCAGUAAGAUAAACAAUGAUAAACAAGAUCUGCUGUUUUCACUGGUCACAGAGUGGUUUCACAGCAAGAAGAGCUCACACCGGAGGUUGGCUGCCCAGGCGUGCGGCUUGUUUGUGGAAGUGGAGGGAGUCAUGUUUGAGCGGCGCCUUGAAGCUGUCCUCACCUUAGUUGAGAAAGAAAUCAACCCAGUUCAGUUUGAAGACAUAACUGAGGAGGAGGAGGAGAAGGCUGCAGAUAGGCUGCUGUUCAGCUUCCUUGUGCUGGUGACAAAGCUGAUCUCGGAGUGCAGCUUCAUUCAGCUAACGAAGCAUGCAGAUAUUGUCAGCCAGAUCUGGGAUCACGUCCAGUCUCACCUCUGGCAUCCUCACAGCUGGGUAUGGCUGACGGCCACUCAGAUCUUUGGCUUGUUGUUUGCAUCCCACAAACCAGAAGACCUUGUCACCAAAUGGAAGGAAAGGCAGGCAGUGAAGAGGAAAAAGCCGUCAGCAGAGCUGUCUGCAUCCAUGUUCUUCCUGACUGCUGAGCUGGACAGAAAGAUGAAGGAACUUGUGUUUGCGUUCUGCCAUCAGCUGCGCUCCAAGUUCCUGGACCAGUCUCUGGGAGAGCAGGUUAUAAAGAAUCUGCUGUUUGUUGCCAAAGUUAUUUACUUGCUUGCACCUCCAUCAGAGGAAAGUGAACAGGUCGAAGGAGAAUUUAGCUGUGAGGUGGAAGAGCAGGAGGCUUCUGAAGAUGAGGAAGAGAAAGAUGUUUCUGCUCAAGGAGAGGGAGAAGGAGAAGACACAGAAGAGAAGGGUCGGCCAGCCACGUUGAUAUGGCUGAUGAAGAAACUCUCUCUCAUGGCAAAGCGAGAAGCAGCAUAUUCCCCCAAGAUCCCAUUAAAGAGGAGCUGCAUCUUUAAGUUCCUCGGAGCAAUCUCAGUGGAUCUGGGGAAAGACAGAAUCAAGCCGUACCUUCCAACAGUCCUCACUCCUCUGUACAGGGAGCUGAACAGCACCUAUGCAGAGCAAGAUCCAACACUGAAGAACCUUUCCCAAGAAAUUAUAGAACUGCUCAAGAAAUUAGUCGGUCUGGAGGCUUUUUCGCUUGCCUUUUCUUCUGUGCAGAAACAGGCCAAUCAGAAAAGAGCUAUGAGGAAAAAGCAGAGGGCUUUGCAGACUGUGGCAAACCCUGACAUUGCUGCAAGGAGGAAGCUGAAGAGACACAAGAAUAAAGCAGAAACGAGGAAGAGAAAAAUAGAAUUCCUGCGCCCCAGCUAUAAGGCCAAGAGACAUCGUGGUCAUGCACUGAAAGACUUAGCAAUGGUGGAAUGAAAAGUCAUCUUCUUCCCAGAAGGUGAAUUUGUAAAAAUGAAUUUCAAGUUAAUACUGUUGGGGAGAAAAAAAGAGUAUUUACAUAUUUUAAUUGUAUUUA
Molecule: messenger RNA, 8593 nt
Organism: Phasianus colchicus (ring-necked pheasant)
Lineage: Eukaryota; Metazoa; Chordata; Aves; Galliformes; Phasianidae
Gene: UTP20
Product: UTP20 small subunit processome component
Cellular component (GO): small-subunit processome; 90S preribosome; nucleolus
Source: RefSeq, a predicted model, not a curated record